Emiliania huxleyi CCMP1516 is the source of this 591-nucleotide messenger RNA. RefSeq lists its product as hypothetical. Bases 1 to 591 code for a protein of 196 amino acids. The record is from RefSeq and is a predicted model, not a curated record. The transcript has 3 exons. NCBI's taxonomy places the organism in Eukaryota, Haptophyta, Isochrysidales, Noelaerhabdaceae.
AUGCGAAGGGAUUACCAGGACGGCGAGGUGCUCGAGGGCACCACCAGUUACACGCUCGCUUCCGGCGAAGCGUGGGACGACGCGUCCGAGCUGAAACUGACGCUCGCCAUCGUCGGCACGCUCUUCCUGCUGCUCACUGUGCUCACUAUGUUUGCGCGAGCGGCGGGACCGCCGAGCGGCGCGCGCGCCACCGCCACGCGCGCCACCAUGAGAGGCGUGGCGGGCCAGAGAGGCGUGGGCGGGCAGCGCCUGAUUGAGGACGACCAUGUGCGUUCGGACGACCCCGUGUCAUGCGAGGUGAUGGCGGGCGCCGCCUCGCCGGUGGCGUAUUCGCGACGGCUGCCGCGGCCGUCCGCCGUGCGGGUGGCGGGCUGGGAGGACCGCGAGGGCGUGACGCACUACGUGAUCGAGGUGAAGGAGCCGGGUUCCGCGUCUGUGAAGGACGUGGAGGCGCCCACUCGCCGGCUGCACAAGCGGCUGCACACCGGUGCCGGUGAGGCACUCGGUCUGGCGCUGGCGUCGCCCGCAAAGCUACCGCUCGCACCGCCAGACGACACCUUCAAGGCGAAGCGCGCGCAGGCAGUGCUCUGA